AUGGAAACUACACCAAGCACUAUUACAUUGGAAGCUUCUGAUAGCGUAAAGUUCCAGGUGGACAAGCAGGUUGCCAACAUGUUUGUUGCCAUUAAGAAUAUGUUGGAGGACAUUGGUGAUGAGACCAACGCCAUCCCACUGCCAAACGUCACCAGCGAGAACUUGAAGCUGAUCAUCGAGUGGUGCGAGUACCAUCUGAAGAACCCAAACCCCGAGCCAAUGAAGGACAAGAAGGAGAUCUACGACUGCCAGUACGACAAGGACUUUGCCACCAAGCUGGAGCACGUCACCCUCUUUGAGCUGAUCCUCGCCGCCAACUACCUCGACAUCAAGGGCCUGCUGGACGUCACCUGCAAGACCGUCGCCAACCACAUCCGCUCCAAGACACCAGACGAGAUUAAGGCUUUCUACGGCCUCACCCAAGACUUCACCCCAGAGGAGGAGCAGAUGCUCAGAGACGAGAAUGAGUGGUGCGAGACCAGAGACUACUAA
Molecule: messenger RNA, 492 nt
Organism: Acytostelium subglobosum LB1
Lineage: Eukaryota; Evosea; Eumycetozoa; Acytosteliales; Acytosteliaceae
Exons: 1
Coding region: 1-492 (163 amino acids)
Biological process (GO): SCF-dependent proteasomal ubiquitin-dependent protein catabolic process
Cellular component (GO): cytoplasm; nucleus
Molecular function (GO): cullin family protein binding
Source: RefSeq, a predicted model, not a curated record